GGUGUGAACUGUUUGAAGCUAUUUGCUUUAUAUCUUGACAAUUUUUAUAUCAGUCUACAUCAAAUGAUGAAACUGUGCUCAUCUUGCAGAAGCUCUAAUCUGCUGAAUAUUGUUAUAGAUCAACGUCUUAGAAUUGACACCUGUCGAUAUCUAAUCGAGAUUUUAUCGCGUCGCAUAACGGGUGAAUAAAUCGCCUUAAACAAGAAAAACAACAAAACGAUAAAAAUCAUUUAUUAAAUAUUUUUCAAUAAAUUAAUAAAGUAAUUAUUGUGAAGUGUGUGGAAAAAAAUAAAAGGUUCUUAAAAAGAAUUUACUUUUGUGACCAAAAGUGAAACGACAAAAUAAUAGAAAUUCCUUGA
Messenger RNA from Lucilia cuprina (Australian sheep blowfly), 359 nucleotides. RefSeq lists its product as uncharacterized. NCBI's taxonomy places the organism in Eukaryota, Metazoa, Arthropoda, Insecta, Diptera, Calliphoridae. The transcript has a single exon. The record is from RefSeq and is a predicted model, not a curated record. The coding region runs from base 64 to 189 and encodes 41 amino acids.